This is a messenger RNA of Stegostoma tigrinum, 2076 nucleotides long. It is a transcript of the gene tifa, whose product is annotated as TRAF interacting protein with forkhead associated domain. Gene Ontology annotation, biological process: canonical NF-kappaB signal transduction. The coding region runs from base 279 to 857 and encodes 192 amino acids. Gene Ontology annotation, molecular function: protein binding. NCBI's taxonomy places the organism in Eukaryota, Metazoa, Chordata, Chondrichthyes, Orectolobiformes, Stegostomatidae. The transcript has 2 exons. The record is from RefSeq and is a predicted model, not a curated record.
AGAGAGGAGUCAGGUCCUUUCUCAGAUUCUGAUCAGCGCUUGUGCUCUUUGGCUUUCGGAUCCGCGGAGAAGCGUUGGGCGCAGUCUUCCGCUGUAUUGAAUAUUUGCAGUUUGUGAGGUCGGUAAGGAUUGCCGAGGUUGGUCCUAAUUCACUGGAAAAAAAAAUUGCAAGAGUUGAGCUACUUUGUUCACGGAGAUACCCGGAGUCAUUAAACAUACAUACAGAGGAAAAGGCGCUUGUCAUCCGUUGUCAUUUUUUGAACAUAUAUUAGUCAGAAAUGUCAAUGCACAGCACAAUGUCAUUUGAAAGUGCGGACACUGAAGAGACCGUAACUUGUCUCAACAUCAAUGUCUAUCACCCCCAGGCAACAGUAUUUAAAUCCCUGAAUUACACUGGCAAACAGAAAUACCGAGUGGAGGAAAUGGUAAUGUUUGGCCGUGAUUCCAAAGUGUGUCAUUUUCCUCUCGUGGACAAACGUGCCUCUCGAAUGCAGUUUGCUAUCCAAGCUUUUCGAUACAAUGAGAGCUCAGAACUCUGUUUUGAAAUCAAAAAUACAAGCUUGAAGACUAAAUUAUUUGUCAAUAAUGCAAGUCUGAAUCACCUUAAUAAGAUCGAUUUACCAAGGAAAUGUAUUUUGCGAUUUGGGGAAUACCAAUUCUAUAUGGAAAAAGAUGACGGAGAAGCCAGGGAACACUUUGAAAUCUUCAUCAAAAUUUCCCUAGUUCCAUUUUGCCAAGAGGUCAAUGUGGAGACCUUAACAUACCCUGUACCUGAAAUUGGCACUGUGAGGAUCACAGAUGUUCCAAAUCUUCAAUUUCAGAUGGCAGUGGAGUGUGAUGAAAAUGAAAUUGAAUAAAUUAGCACCUCAUGACAGCUUACUAGUCAGCAUGAGUGGAGAAUUUGAGCUCUUCUUUAAGUGGUAUCCAGAUAACACUGUGAUUUAUGGGCAUGGAGAUGUGACCUGACAAAUGAAGUUCUUAAUUGUGGACGGAUGAUGAGACCGAAUAAAUGAACUCAAUUAUUGUCCGUUCUGAACUAUGCUGGAUACUUCAGCUAUCCUUACUAAUUUCUGUACAAGAUAAUUCUGACAUUGUUUAUCCAGCAUGGAAACUAUUGCUUUUUGGAAUUCUUGUAUUUACAUUUUUAUCCAAUAUCCUGGGAUGUAUUAGCUGGAUUUUGGGAUCAGACUCAAAGUAACCACCCAAAACAUUUUUGUGUGAAUGGCUUGUUAUUAGUGGUUAAUUAACCCAAACUCUCACUUAUUCUGUAAUUGUUGUUUGAUUUUUUGCAAGUCAUGAAUAAUGCUGCAAGGCUUUUGAAUAGCAUAGACAUAGCAUGUGAUUUACUGCAACUUCCAAAUUAACUUGCUAACUACGUGCAUACUAUAUAAUUGGUAAACCUCCAGUAUGUGCAGUAAUGGUGACUGCUAUAAAAUAGAGCGGUUAGAAUCUUGAAUUCUUCUGAAAUGUAAAUAAUUUUAUGUGCGACUUUUGAGAUACUGCAAUCCAUCUACAGGUUACAUUUCAAGUUGAUGUACUUCUUCAGAUCUAAUGUACCAAUUUAUUUUAACUGACUUUGCAUUAGGUCAAUGAUCCCAAAAGCCAGUGAACAAUGACCUAGUACGGGGAUUUCUCUAUUCUGUUUAUCCACUAUGCCAUCUGAUCAAGGACAUUCUGACUCCUCCUUUUCCACCACCCUCCCGUCUCCCUCGCCCUUUUUCACUCCAGUAUCCAUUCCUUUUUCAUAAUCCUCCAUGUUCUGCUUUUCCCAUUAAAUGUGAGUUUUCAAUAAAUAUCAUUAUAACUACUUUGUUUUCUAACAAUCUGCUACUCUUUGUAUCGAUGCAUUAUGUUGUCUUAUCCAACAACAGCACUGACAACUCUUUGUCAGAUUCCUACCUCAUUUUCAGCUAAAUCUAGAUUUUAUGUUGCCUGCUUGCAUUUAAUAAUAAGCCCUUUUUAAUACUCUAAUAGCUUCUUUCAUCACAAAUGUUGCUACUUUUCUAAUCUCCCUGAUUUGUGUAAAUUAUAUUUUAUAACUUGGAAUAUUCAUCUAGCUAUGCUCAAUUUGUAACC